Messenger RNA from Psylliodes chrysocephalus, 646 nucleotides. The record is from the annotation of a GenBank genome assembly. NCBI's taxonomy places the organism in Eukaryota, Metazoa, Arthropoda, Insecta, Coleoptera, Chrysomelidae.
UCCUAUCCUGACAUGUCACCAAGAACGUAGAUCACUGUCAUUGUCAAAACUGGUGUUUCCGGUGAAGUUCCGCCAUCUUUCUUUUUAUUUCUGGCAAAGCAUGCCUUUCAAAAGGUUUGUAGAAACCGGCCGUGUAGCCGUUGUAUCCGACGGUCCUUACAAAGGCAAACUCGUUAGUAUUGUGGAUGUAAUAGACCAAACAAGGGUUUUAGUUGAUGGACCCAAUAGCAAUGUACCUAGGGGACAACUAAGGUUAAAUGAAUUGCAUUUAACUAAGUUUCGUAUUAAGUUUCCAUUUGCAGCAUCUACCCGUGUUGUAAGGAAAGCAUGGACAGAUGCCAACAUAGAUGAAAAAUGGGCACAAUCAGUCUGGGCCCAAAAAGUUGUAUCAAAGGAAAAGCGGGCUGAACUUUCAGAUCUCGAUCGCUUUAAAUUACGCAGAGCUCGUUCAAGGAGAAAUCAUAUCCGUACUGCCACUUUCCUUACUCUCAGAAAAACUGCAUCUAGAAAUGGUGUCCUUUAUGGUAAAAAGAAGAUGGCUAAGGGAGGCGAUAAGCCAAAAACAACCAAGAAGGCUAAGAAAGAAAAGCCACAGGCUCCCAAAAAAAAGUAAUUUUAGGUUAAAUGACAAUAUAUAAGUUUGUUU